This is a messenger RNA of Haliotis rubra (blacklip abalone), 1444 nucleotides long. RefSeq lists its product as uncharacterized. NCBI's taxonomy places the organism in Eukaryota, Metazoa, Mollusca, Gastropoda, Lepetellida, Haliotidae. The record is from RefSeq and is a predicted model, not a curated record. The transcript is spliced from 9 exons. Bases 164 to 1333 code for a protein of 389 amino acids.
ACUUCAACUACUGGCCUCAUCGACAGUUGGACCUGUUUAUACCCAGGGUAAAGCUGCGCUGAUUACACGGAUGCCAUACCAGCGGGCCAGAUAACUGUUGUGAUUGUUCGUCUCGUCACAGACAGACAUAAUUUGGAGUGAACGUCGACGGAGAAGAGGUACGAUGUCUGUUCAAUACUAUAUAACAUUUUGGGUCUGUACACUUGUUGUGUGGUAUAUCAGCACAGGCUUGCAAGAAAAUGGUGAAAAUGUAGAGUCGAUAACAACCUACAGGGCAUCAAAGUACACAACGAAGUGUGGUUUUUGGGGUUUGAGUCGAUGCUCAAGAUACCGGCAGGUGUCAAAGAAGAGUCUCAGAUGCAAACCAGGGUACAGAACAACAGAUAACAAAGGCUGCCCACAUCCUAUAUGUGACAAUCAGAUCCUCUCCGCUGCUUGCAACAUCGACUACAGGUCAUCUCACAUAGUCUACAAUAACGGCACGACACAGUACAAGAGUGGGGGCAAGUGUACUUCCCCUGGGAUCUGUGCCGAAUGUAAUGAAGGUUUUUACCCAAGCAGAGAACGAUGCAGAAUGUGCAGCGCCAUCAGUAACUGUGACCUGGAGACAUGCACCAGCAGCAGCAACCAGGUGUGUCGUCGCUGUAAGGGGGUCGUGCUGGACCAGCCAGGACACAGGGCUUAUGUGGCUUCUUUUGGUAACAAAUCAUGCAUACAGGCGUGUUCGUGGCGGAGUGACAGCACCCGGUGUUAUCCCGGGACCUGCAGGAACGAGUACGCCAGUCACUGUGCCUGCUCCAGCGGCUUCACAGGGAAACAUUGUCAGACAAUAACUGAGAAGCCCGCAAUAAACUUCAACCUCCUUAGACUGACCGACAGCAACGGGGACAUGAUAGAGGCACCUCCCAACAUCAACAGUGGUCCAUCUCAGUCCACCAGCUGGUCAAACAUCAACUCUCCAUCCAGAAUGUACUACAGGUUUACGGCAGAAUACAGAAUGGUACCUCCAUCCAGACUUGCCUUCAUUGAAGGUUUCCGUGUUGGAAUCGUCAGAGGUUUUGCUUCAUUCAGACUCAAGAGAGGUGCGUUUAAUAUCAGCAUUGAACAGUAUGAAUAUGCACAACAUAUGAUCAUCCCCCUCAACAACAUUAUCAACUCACCUGACUGUGUUGUUGUACCAAGGAUCACUGUGUUGUUGCAGGUGUUGUCUCCACUAAAGUAUAUAACUGUGGAGGAGCCAGCCGAAGCAGCCCGGACACAGACCUGUACACCUGUGAAGGAAACCGACCAUGGACGUCUGUACUACCUCUACCCUUCCAACACAGAGAUGUAAUUGAAUUCACUUAUUCAACAAGUAAUGGAGGGUAUGUAAAGGUCCGGAACAAGGAGAGUAACACACUAGCGACCUACUACUACAACGGUGCCACACAGACCCACACCUUUA